AUGCGUUGCAAGAAAUGGGCAUGUUCUGCCAGUGCGCGGUUGGUGCUUCUGUGCGCGCCGUUCGCCACCUCUUGGUGCUACCUUCUUGUGACAGAUGCACCUGAUUGGAAAGAAAACGUCUUGAUCAUGCGAGCACGCAUGCCUCUUCCGAAGCCAAGUCAAGAGCAAUGGUUGGCCUCUUGGUCGAAAGUUGUGCAACUGCAUGCUCAGUGUUCUCGCAAUUGGCUGAACUCUCCCCAGCUGGCAGCGGAAACAAUGCGACGUUUCUCUGGGGAUAUUAUGGAAGCCUUUGGUAUUCGUGUUUGCAAUGCGGCAGAAGAGCGGCGUCUCGUAACACAGCUAAUUGUUCCAAAAUAUUUGUGGGAGAUCGAGCACGCAUGCUCCCACGCUCUCGGCGGCGAUACUGUUCUGGAAGUUCUGGGAUCUACAGUGCGUGGCACUAGUUAUGCGGCUUUCAACGCUCCAGAUAGUGAUCUGGACAUCCAAGUCUCCAGGCGACCGGGUUCCGCGCGAGUUCAUGAGCCUUUCACAGAGAAUGACAAGCGACGCGUCGCGCAGAAUCUGGAAAAGCUGCGGUUUAUCUCUGGUCGUGUGACCAUCGGGAACAUUGCUAUCAGGUUUACCAUUCAGUCAGUUCAAUCUGUCGAUCUUGUGCUUGCGAGGGAGCGACCUGAGGAGUUUCCAGCACUUCGCGGAGGGUCGAGCUUCCACGACAAUUCAAAGAGGAUCGAUACUUUCUUGGAUUACACGCCUGCUGCAAAGCAUGCCAUCAUUGCGAUUAAGAGACAUUUCGGCCGUGGCCGUCCAAAAGGGCUCCUCCUUGAGGCCAUUGCCUGGCGGCUGGGGUCAAUGAAGAUGGAGUUGAAGACGAUGUUGAGAAGAGUGGCAGAAGGAAGCAUACCGGAACGUAUGGCGGCGUCUUGCACAUUCUUCCGAACGAUGUUUGAAGAACUCCGGGAUUGGAAACGGGCACCUCAUUUCGGCCGCGAGCUUCAACAAGACUUGGGUAGGCUUUCGGACAGGAAGAGGGCCGAGUACACUGCAGGCUUCGAGGAAAUCGCACGCAUCACCGAUGCUGGAUUUGACUUCCAAUUAUUGUUGGGUGCUUGUGACAUUCGAGCACACAAAGCAGUGUUCCCGAGCAACAUGUGCCACAAGGUUCCCGCCGCAGCCGAGGAAGCACUCAGACAUUAUUUCUCCGAUUUCCUGGAACAAGAACCUUGA
This is a messenger RNA of Symbiodinium sp. CCMP2456, 1224 nucleotides long. NCBI's taxonomy places the organism in Eukaryota, Dinophyceae, Suessiales, Symbiodiniaceae. The record is from the annotation of a GenBank genome assembly.